AUGGAGCUCCAAGUACAGAGACUGGUAGACAAGGUGUGGAAGAGCUACUUAAAUAUACCUCGAGACCAGCGCCUGUUAAUCGGAAUCGGUGGCAUCCCAGGCUCAGGCAAAACAACGCUGGCCCAAACCAUCACCUACAAACUCAACGCCCUCGCCAACGCAUAUGCCCCAAAUGCGCCUCCACCAACCAUCUUCGUCCCCAUGGACGGCUUCCACCUCACCCGUGCCGAGCUCUCCGCCAUGCCGGAUCCGGUAACUGCUCAUGCUCGCCGCGGCGCCCCUUAUACCUUUGACGCUCACAAGUUUCAUGCCCUGGUGCAGUCGUUAAGAAGGCCCAUUUCGCCUUCGGAAACCAUCUAUGCGCCGUCUUUUGACCAUGCCGUUAAAGACCCCAAGGAGAAUGACAUUGCCGUGCUGCCGACUCAUCGGAUUGUCGUCAUUGAGGGGAACUAUGUGGCUCUGAACAAAGAAGUGUGGCGCGAUGCCGCCUUGUUGUUCGAUGAGCUGUGGUUUGUUGAGGUGGACUUCGAAGUGGCCAGGAAGAGGUUGAGAGAGAGACAUGUCCGAGCAGGCAUUGUCCAGACCAUAGAAGAGGGUGAUAAGAGAGCUACGGAGAAUGACUUGGUUAAUGGAAAAGAGAUUGUAGACUACAGCUUACAAGUGCACGAGCUAGUACAGAGCAGAGAAGACGGAAGUUGGGUUCAUGAAUAA
Molecule: messenger RNA, 711 nt
Organism: Trichoderma asperellum CBS 433.97
Lineage: Eukaryota; Fungi; Ascomycota; Sordariomycetes; Hypocreales; Hypocreaceae
Cellular component (GO): cytoplasm
Molecular function (GO): ATP binding; kinase activity
Source: RefSeq, a predicted model, not a curated record